Messenger RNA from Haplochromis burtoni (Burton's mouthbrooder), 5693 nucleotides. RefSeq names its product insulin-like growth factor 1a receptor (gene igf1ra). The record is from RefSeq and is a predicted model, not a curated record. Gene Ontology annotation, cellular component: axon; insulin receptor complex; membrane. Gene Ontology annotation, molecular function: ATP binding; phosphatidylinositol 3-kinase binding; insulin receptor substrate binding. Gene Ontology annotation, biological process: positive regulation of MAPK cascade; glucose homeostasis; positive regulation of phosphatidylinositol 3-kinase/protein kinase B signal transduction. Lineage: Eukaryota; Metazoa; Chordata; Actinopteri; Cichliformes; Cichlidae. The transcript has 21 exons. Bases 1099 to 5355 code for a protein of 1418 amino acids.
AUCCUGCUCCCGACCACCUUAUCCGUAACACUUUGUGUUUCUGUGUGAGAGAAGCCGACUCUUGUUUACAGCAGCGAUUCCACGGAGGAGCGGCGGAGACCCGUAGUGUGCUUUAACCGAGGGCGGACCGUGGGAUUUCAGCCUGUGGAUACACACGCGACGGGAGUUUUUCUUUUUCUCUUUUGUGCGAAGCUAUAAAGGCAAAACAAGAAACACUCUUGGAGAGCAACUCCUUAGACAUAUUCUCCCUCCCCACUCCAGCCGAGGUCGUCUAGCUGGAGAGCUGGAGACCCAUUCUCUUGCGUGGCACAAGUCUGGUAUUUUCUUUCAGUUGCAAAUCCCGACUGACGGCGGAGAUAAGUCGGAGCUGAGGGGCUGAAAAUUUGCUGAUUUUGUUUUUUUUUAAAGCAACUUCUCAUUGCGAGCCAGGACUGCUUGGUUUGGGGGGGUCGAUAGAUCCUGCUGUUUGAAUAGCAUACGGAAAAACAGGUUUUUCAUUCAUUUUUCAACCUCACAGCCACCACCCCUGUGGAUCUGUACGCGUUUUCAGCCCACCACCUCCUCACACACACUUAUUCACACGGGGGAUUCUUGUGAGCGACACUGGCUUUAAUUUAUUAUGGUGGUAAAGGCUGCUAAGAUUUAAGUCUGAUUUUUUUUUUUUUGUUGUUGUUGUAUUAACGGGCCUGGUCGCGCUGUGUAGGCUACGCGCAUGCUGUUUUUAAGAGAUGGAGAAUGAAGAUGGGGAUUGCUAUCAUUUAUUCAGUAAAAUCAUGGCUUGUGUGCCAUACCAGCCAACGUCAAAGCAUCCUGUGACUGGCAAAAAUAGCAGAGUGUUUUAGUAUUCCACCCCCCAACGUUUAAAUAUUUUUUGUACACAUUUAUAUAUAUGUUUAGAGCAAAUCCAGACAGAUAAGCGACCACGCAUCAGGAUAUCAGAAGCUUUUGGGCUACGAGGCACUUGUUUUCUCUUUUUCUCCUUUUUUUAAAAAUUUUUUUGUGCGAAGGCUCUGAUUUAUUGAGCUGAUGUGCACAACUUAAAUACUUUUACUUCCUUUUUACUCUCAUUAUUUUUAUUUUUUCUUGAAGAGGAGAAUAAUGUUCAGGAACGUAAAAUCAGAAGCACCGAUGGGUGGCCCGAUCUUGUUUUGGGGUCUGAUGCUGUCUGUCUCCACUAUCUGCAUAUGGUCCACAUAUGGAGAGAUCUGUGGCCCGGAUAUCGACCUCCGAAACGACAUCGAUCAAUUUAAGCGUCUUGAGAACUGCACGGUGGUGGAGGGCUACCUGCGCAUCCUCCUCAUCAACGAAAAGACCAGCAACAACAGCCAGCAGGAGGACUUCCGCUCCGUCAGCUUCCCGAAAUUGACCGUCAUCACCGGCUACCUGCUUCUGUUUCGUGUCUCGGGCCUCGAUAGCCUCAGUGUGCUCUUCCCCAACCUGAGCGUCAUUCGUGGGCACAACCUCUUCUACAACUACGCCCUCGUGAUCUAUGAGAUGACCAGCUUAAAAGACAUUGGGCUUUACAACCUGAGGAACAUCACCCGUGGGGCCAUGAGGAUUGAAAAGAACCCUGAGCUCUGCUACCUGGACUCGGUGGACUGGUCAUUUAUUAUGAAUACUGAGUUCAACAAUGUUAUCAACGGGAACAAGAAGGCAAAGGAAUGUGACAACGUCUGCCCGGGGAUCAUGGAGGAUAACCCUCUUUGUCAGCAGACGACGUUCAAUGACAAUCGUAACUACCGCUGCUGGACAUCCAACCAUUGCCAGAAAGUUUGCCCGAAGCAAUGUAGGCUUGCCUGUACUGACAAGGGGGAGUGUUGCCACAACCAGUGCCUCGGUAGCUGCACCGAACCCAACAAUGACAUGUCCUGCUCCGCCUGUCUCCACUACUACCACGAGGGUCGGUGUGUCCCAAACUGUCCCCCGGGCACCUACAAGUUUGAGGGCUGGCGCUGCAUUACCAUGGAACUGUGCGCUCAAGUGCAUCUGGCCAGCGAUUUUCACUUUGUUAUCCACGAUGGAGAGUGUAUGCUCGACUGUCCCUCUGGCUUCACACGUAACGAGACUAAUCGUAUGCUAUGCAGUGCUUGUAAUGGCCCGUGUGAUAAGGUCUGCAGAUCCACUGUCAUCGAUUCUGUGAAUGCUGCCGAGUUCCUGCAGGACUGCACCGUCAUCGAUGGCAAUCUGGACAUCAAUAUCCGCCGUGGAAAUAAUAUAGCCCCCGAGCUUGAGAGAUUCAUGGGAUUGAUCCAGACAGUGAUGGGCUAUGUUAAGAUUCGACACUCCGACGCUCUUGGCUCGCUGUCCUUCCUCAAGAGCCUACGUUACAUCAAGGGGCAGGAACUCAUCGACAACAUGUAUUCAUUCUCCGCCAUCAACAAUCAGAAUCUGAAGUACUUGUGGAACUGGACUGAGCACAACCUGACUAUUAGCAGUGGACGUCUAUUCUUCCGUCAGAACCCCAAACUCUGCAUGUCUGAGAUCUACAAGAUGUGGGAUAAAACUGGCAUAGCUGUGAAGCCAGAGGAAGGGGAUUUCCGCAACAAUGGUGAAAGAGCCAAUUGUGAAAGCCAUAUCUUGAAAUUCAAAUCCAACAUCACAUCCAGCCAUGUGAUCAAUCUGACAUGGGAGCGCUACCAGCCCCCCAAAAAUGGAACCCUUAUCAGCUUCAUCAUUUACUACAAGGAAUCUCCUUUCCAGAACAUCACUGAGUUUGAUGGCCAAGAUGGCUGUGGCUCAAAUAGCUGGCACAUGGUGGAUGUGGAUCUUCCUAAAGAUAAUAACAAUGACCCAAAUGUCAGACUUCAGCACCUCAAGCCUUGGACUCAGUAUGCUAUUUUUGUGAAGGCCAUCACCCUGCAAGAGAGCGACAAAGAUGCCACUGGAGCAAAGAGUGACAUCAUUUAUAUUCGCACACACCCAUCGUUGCCGUCUGUGCCUAAAGAUGCCCGUGCAUAUGGUAAUUCCUCAACAAAGCUGGUGGUGAAGUGGUCACCUCCACUUUUGCCCAACGGCAAUCUCACUUACUACCUGGUCCGCUGGCAGCGUCAAGCUGAGGAUAGGGAGCUCUACCAACAUGACUACUGCUCCAAAGACUUGAAGAUCCCAAUCCGAAUCCCGGCGACGGAGCUCACAGACAUGGAAGAGAACACAAAGCCCACAAAGUCAGACCUAGCAGGGCCAGAAAAGGUCCUGUGCUGUGCUUGCCAGAAGACACCAGAAGAGAAGGACCGUGAGAAGGACGACCGUGUCUUCUUGAAAGUUUUUGAGAAUUUCCUCCACAAUUCCAUCUUUCUGGCAAGACCUCAAGAACGUCGGCGCAGAGACCUUUCUGGUACAGCAAACAACACACUGUUUUAUGAGGGCGGCAGAGGGAAUACCACUCUCGGCGCAGGGGAUAACAGUACAGAUGGCAUUCCUCCUAACGUAGAGUUCCCCUUCACUGAAGACAAGAGCACAACAGAGUAUUUAGAGAUCCCCAAUCUGCGGCCCUUCACCGUCUACCGCAUUGAUAUCCAUGCGUGCAACGAGGUGGUGGGGAAGUGCAGCGCUGGAGCUUUCGUCUUCUCCAGGACCAAACCUGCAGUCAAAGCGGAUGACAUCCCGGGCAAGGUGAUUUUUGAGAGGUGUGACAAAAUCGAGGGGUGUGUGGUGCUGCACUGGCCAGAGCCCGUUAUGCCCAAUGGACUCAUCUUGAUGUAUGAGAUCAAGUUCCGCCUGGGUAAUGAGCCUGAGAAGCACAAGUGUGUGUCGCGACAGGAUUACCGCCGGUACAAAGGAGCUCGACUAACCAACCUUGGCUCGGGGAACUACUCCGCCCGAGUGCGUGCCACUUCCCCGGCAGGAAACGGCUCCUGGACAGAAAGUGUUUUCUUCUAUGUGUCUCCACCUAAACGUGAUGACGGUGUUAUGUUGUAUGUGGUCAUCAUAAUUCCCAUCAUUGUGACAAUUUUUAUCGCCAGCCUCAUCACCAUCCUCUUCUAUGUGAACAAAAAGAGGAACAGUGACAGACUGGGGAACGGCGUCCUGUAUGCAUCAGUCAAUCCAGAGUACCUCAGUGCUACUGAGAUGUAUGUCCCAGAUGAGUGGGAGGUAGCAAGGGAGAAGAUCACUAUGCACAGGGAACUGGGCCAGGGAUCCUUCGGCAUGGUGUACGAAGGCAUCGCAAAGGGAGUAGUGAAGGACGAACCUGAAACGAGAGUGGCCAUCAAGACGGUCAAUGAGACGGCCAGCAUGAGGGAGCGAAUUGAGUUUUUGAACGAGGCCUCUGUCAUGAAGGAGUUCAACUGUCACCAUGUGGUGCGGCUGCUUGGCGUGGUCUCUCAGGGACAGCCAACCUUAGUGAUUAUGGAGCUGAUGACUCGCGGAGAUCUCAAGAGCCACCUGCGCUCCCUGCGCAAAGAAAACGCCACCAGCCAGGUCUUACCCCCACUCAAAAAGAUGAUCCAGAUGGCUGGAGAAAUCGCAGACGGUAUGGCGUACCUAAACGCCAACAAAUUUGUCCACAGAGAUCUGGCAGCGAGGAACUGCAUGGUAGCAGAGGACUUCACUGUGAAGAUUGGAGAUUUUGGCAUGACCAGAGAUAUUUAUGAGACGGACUACUACCGAAAAGGAGGAAAGGGCCUGCUGCCUGUCCGCUGGAUGUCUCCAGAGUCACUGAAAGAUGGCGUGUUUACUACAAUGUCUGAUGUCUGGUCAUUUGGUGUCGUGCUGUGGGAAAUCGCCACCUUAGCUGAACAGCCUUACCAGGGGAUGUCUAAUGAACAAGUGCUGCGCUUUGUCAUGGAGGGAGGACUCUUGGACAAACCUGACAACUGCCCUGACAUGCUGUUUGAACUGAUGCGAAUGUGCUGGCAGUAUAACCCUAAGAUGCGUCCGUCCUUCUUGGAGAUCAUCAGCAGCAUCAAAGACGAACUGGAUCCUCCCUUCAGGGAAGUGAGCUUCUUCUACAGCGAGGAGAACAAGCCGCCGGACACAGAGGAGCUGGACAUGGAGGUAGAAAACAUGGAGAACAUUCCACUGGACCCUUCAUCCGUGAGGCAGCCGUCGACUGCUGUCAUUUCCUCGUCUGGGUGUGCAGGAGGCAUGUCUCCUCCUUCUACGCAUCAGUUAUCCCCCAUGCAAGGCCCGAGUACGCCAUUACUGGGACCUGUUUCUAACUCUCCUCCCGGCCCACUUGCUUCAGCCUUGGCGUCUCCAGGACUAGCCUUGGACAAGCACUCAGGACAUGCUUCGGCCAACGGGCCUGUCGUGGUGCUGCGGCCCAGUUUUGAUGAGAUACAACCCUAUGCACACAUGAACGGGGGCAGAAAGAACGAACGGGCGCUACCACUGCCCCAGUCAUCAGCCUGCUGAUAUCAGACCAGCCCUCUCCUCCUUCCCCUUUUACACAGGGUAUCACAGACCUCUCAUCUGUCUCUUAAGGAGGGAUGGAUGAGGUAAGAAAUUGCUUUCUUCUACUGUUUGCCAGUAGAUGGUCUCUCCACUCUUAAGGUCAAACAUAAACUCGGAAGAAAUGGAAAACAAGAUAGCACAGAGCAAUUGGUGGCUCAAGCUCAACACUGGGAAACUCCAUCCUGCGCAGCCUGUAUCUGAGUCUUUGUUAUGUAAGAGUCCUUAAAGAAGGAAAACGAUACAGGCAUGUAUCCUGACUUACAGAUUUACACAUGAACUUUAAGAAAAUCUUUUUUUUU